ACCUAAACCCAAAAAAACAAUUGGCAGCGCAACCGCCCACAGCUCGUGACGAGGCGACCCAACCCCCCCGUAGCGGCGGCGGCGGCGGCGGCGAGCAAUCCUCCGGUCCGGCCGGCGGAAACACUAGCGGCGGGAGGCAGAGCGUCCAAUGGCGGAGGACGGGGGCAAGGCCGCGGCGGCGUCUGCGGCCGCGGCGGAGGCAGGAGGCGGAGGAGCCAAGGAGGGCGGCGAGGAGAGGACCGUCAAGCUCUUCGUGGGCCAGGUGCCCAAGCACAUGGCCGAGGCCGACCUGCUCGCCUUGUUCCGCGAGGUAGCCGCCGUCGACGAGGUCACCGUCAUCAAGGACAAGGCCACCAAGGUCUCCCGAGGGUGCUGCUUCGUCAUAUGCCCCUCAAGGGAGGAAGCUGACAAGGCGGUGAAUGCCUACCACAACAAGCAAACGCUCUCUGGGGCAUCAAGUCCUUUGCAAGUAAAAUAUGCUGAUGGGGAGUUGGAGAGGCUUGAACAUAAGCUUUUCAUUGGAAUGCUUCCGAAAAAUGUUACAGACACUGAGUUGACUGAUUUGUUUUCCAAAUAUGGGAAUGUCACGGAUUUGCAAAUUUUGAGAGGUUCACAACAAACAAACAAAGCUGGCUGUGCCUUCAUUAAAUAUCAAACAAAAGAUCAAGCAUUGGCAGCUAUUGAAGCUCUAAACGGGAAGCACAAAAUAGAGGGUUCUAGCGUGCCAUUGGUUGUCAAAUGGGCUGAUACAGAAAAGGAAAGGCAGGCUCGGAAAGCACAAAAAGCUCAGUCACAGCUAUCUCAUAUACCCAAUGCAAGUCCAAUGCAGCAGCACUCUUCAGUAUUUGGUGCUUUACAGAUGGGAUAUAUGCCUCAAUACAAUGGAUUUGGUUAUCAGCCACCAGGGACAUACGGACUUAUGCAGUACCCUCUAUCUCCUAUGCAAAAUCAAGGCCCCUUCCAGAAUAUGGUUCAACCUCUUAACCAAGGGAACUCGAUAAGAGGAGUCAAUCCUGAAGUGUCUCCCAGUUCAGUUCAAAGGUCAUUUAAUGCAAUGCAGCUAGGCAGCCCUUAUCCUGCUAUGCCUGGUAUGCAGUAUCCUGGAUCAUAUCCCGGUGGUCCCAUGGGCAACCGUCAUUUGGGAAAUUCUCACAAUCCGAUUAAAGCUCCAAAUUCGAAUGCCAAUUCCACUGUUUCUUCUAGUCCCAGCAGCAAUGCUGGUGGGCAGGUUGAAGGUCCUCCUGGAGCCAACCUAUUUAUUUAUCAUAUCCCACAAGAAUACGGUGACCAGGAGCUUUCCAGCGCCUUCCAGAGUUUCGGAAGAGUAGUAAGCGCUAAGGUGUUCGUAGAUAAAGCAACGGGCGUGAGCAAAUGCUUCGGUUUUGUGAGCUACGACUCUCCUGCCUCCGCGCAGGCAGCCAUCAACAGGAUGAACGGCUACCAGUUAGGCGGUAAAAAGCUCAAGGUACAACUGAAGAGAGAAAACAACACCAAGCACAGUAGUAAACCGUUUUGACAGACAAGGCAGCAGCCGUCCGGUACCCGGUACAUAUUAAUUGACCAUCAACACAUUGCAGCAGCAGCCUCAGGGCCUGGGGAGGGAAGAGACCCGUGUACCCCUCUUUGUUCACUUCAACAUUCUUGGAGAUUCGUCAGUCAGCUCAGCUCGUGUAAUUCAUUGCAGCAGACAUAGGCCGUAGCAGCAGUUUGUACCAUGAUCAGAUCACUUGUACACAUGAUUCAUUCAAUUGUUACUGACAGCCGGCUUUCAUCCUAGAAUAAUUCGCUGUGACAACCUUAUCAUUUGCUGACGAAUGAAGUCAGGUAGACUUGUUCAUCUAUGGAAUGAUGGCAACUUUCGAGC
Molecule: messenger RNA, 1864 nt
Organism: Zea mays
Lineage: Eukaryota; Viridiplantae; Streptophyta; Magnoliopsida; Poales; Poaceae
Exons: 9
Coding region: 149-1516 (455 amino acids)
Cellular component (GO): ribonucleoprotein complex
Molecular function (GO): RNA binding
Source: RefSeq, marked validated